CCCACAUGUGAGGAGGAAGUGAAGGCGGCAGGUGUGGCUAAAAGGAAAAGAAUGGCAGCAGUGCAGCCUGAGCUUCAGGAGAAGUUAGAGCAAAUUCACAUUGCUCAUGCUGAGGCCUCAAAAGAACUCCAGUCUCACAUAUUACAGUUCUCCACUAUGAUCAAGAUAUGGGGAGAUGAAUUUCAAAAGGAACUUGAUCAGCGCUACGGUAUUGAAAAAAUGAAGGUGAUAGAAGACUUGCAAAACCCUCACAAGUUACAAGGACCACUGAUAAAAGGAGUCCUAAACACAACGGUGGCUUCAUUAGCAUCAGGUGUAGGAGGAAAAACCAUUACAGAAAUGAAGAUUCUGUAUAUAAAGGGAUUUCAGUUAGCGAGGAUUAUUGCUGAAAUAUAUGAGGAGAGAGUGAGGUACCAGCCACGUAUAAGGUUUAGAGCAAAUCAUCUUCAGCGUUUCCACCUUGGUACCAUCUGUUCUGAUGUCGAUCAACAGGAGCUUAAAAUAUACCAAGAGAAUUUAAGCUGCAGAAACACAGAUGGGCAGGAAGAAACAACCCAGUGGUUACGAAAGCAGUCAGACACUGAUUUAUCACUACAGACAGACCAGAGUGAAGAGUCUAAGGCCUCAUCUUCAUCACACCAUACUGGCCAAUGUAAUGAACCUAGAUCCUCAUCCCCAUCACUGUACACAAUCCAUUGCAAAGAGUCUAAGAAUUUAUCACCAAAAACCUCUCUGAAACCUGGUCAAAAAUUUAAGGAUGGUGUAAAGAAGACAAUAAGACUUGAACAUCAUGGUCCUCUAAGAAGGCCAUUAGUUGCACAGCUUAUUGAAGCUGAAAAACAGGCAUAUCCAGAGGUAGAAAAUGCUCAACCAGAAAACGCAGCCAAUGAAAUGGAAGAGUGGAACGUUGAUGAUUCAGAAAUGAAGAUUUGCCUAGAUGAAAAUGAAAAUGUAACAUCGCAAAAUGUUAAAAUAGCUGAUGUAAAUUAUCAACCUGUUUCCUGUUCCAGGAUGACUUGCUACCCUGGCACCACGAUAAGCCAUUUUUAUAAACCUGGUUUGUAUUCCAUAUUUUCUUUCCAUAAAAUAUUCAAUGUCCAGUGCUGUAUUAUAAUCUGGAUUGCUUCCUUAACAAAAAAGUGCUGUUGUGUAAGACCACAUGGGGUCACUAUCAAAUUCAGAUUCAAAAUUCAAAAAUUUAUUUCUUUGCAUAGUACACAAUGUGUAGUUUACAUGCAGUACAAUAUUGUUAAGCACAAAGAAAGCCACUAACAUGCCUGAGCAUUU
This is a messenger RNA of Cherax quadricarinatus, 1287 nucleotides long. Lineage: Eukaryota; Metazoa; Arthropoda; Malacostraca; Decapoda; Parastacidae. The record is from RefSeq and is a predicted model, not a curated record.